Cryptosporidium muris RN66 is the source of this 831-nucleotide messenger RNA. RefSeq lists its product as uncharacterized. Bases 1 to 831 code for a protein of 276 amino acids. The transcript has a single exon. The record is from RefSeq and is a predicted model, not a curated record. Lineage: Eukaryota; Apicomplexa; Conoidasida; Eucoccidiorida; Cryptosporidiidae.
AUGACUACAGGUUUGACUGAAAAUGAUAUAAAUUCAAUAAUUAGUCAUCUAACUAGGACUCUUUCAAGUUGUGUGAGAUUUUGUACAAAAAGUAGUAUUGAUAUACGAGCCCCAAUCAUUCCAUUAUUUGAAGAUCACUAUAAUAUUGUACCAUCAUCAAAUAAUGAACAAAAUACAAUUCAAGUAUAUCAAGGUCAUUUGUCAAAUUCAAAUAUAUUUAACAUGACAACUGGACUUUAUAAAUUAGCUUCAGAACACUAUCAAUGGUCUAAAAUGAAUUAUGUGAAGGUUCGAAGAACGGAAUCUUCAGAGAAUAAAAAUAAAAAUAAUACAAUAAUUAAACAUAAUUAUGAAAAAAUUGAUGAUAAAGACUUAAAAGUGAAGUCUACACCAUAUUUGGAUUAUUUAUCAAGCCAAUAUGAUGGUAUAGAUAGUCCUAUAGUUCAAACAAUAACAAAUAAACAUGGUAAUAUUAUUAUGCAAUGCAUAUUAAUCUUUCUUAAUAAUAAUAGUACAUUUGGACAUUCAAUUGCAUCUUUGGAGGUGAGAUCAAAAAUUGUACUGCUUCUAAGUGAUAUAAUAAGAGCUCUAAAACGUCUUAAAAUUCUAGAAUGCUCAACUACUGAUUUUCAUGUUCUCGUUGAUAUUCUUAUUCGAGAACUAAUUAUAAUGAGAGAUUUAGGAUUUGCAUGUUUCGAAUUUGUUUCUUGUCUUAAUAUUGUAACAAAAUGUAUAGCUUCAACACCAGAUAAAUAUCGUUGGGGAGAGGCUACAACACUUUUAUCUGUUGCAGAGUCACUAAUUGAUGGAUUUGGAGUCAAAUCUCCAUGA